Pyrus x bretschneideri (Chinese white pear) is the source of this 871-nucleotide messenger RNA. RefSeq names its product leucine-rich repeat protein 1-like. Bases 1 to 573 code for a protein of 190 amino acids. The record is from RefSeq and is a predicted model, not a curated record. The transcript is spliced from 6 exons. Gene Ontology annotation, molecular function: protein binding. NCBI's taxonomy places the organism in Eukaryota, Viridiplantae, Streptophyta, Magnoliopsida, Rosales, Rosaceae.
AUGAGUUCUCGAGUUCUGCUUGGUUUGUUUCUUGCAGUAGUAGCAAUUGCAUCAGUGGAUUGCAACUCGGAAAGAGAUGCUCUGAAUGUCUGGAAACAUAGCUUGGUCGACCCAAACAAUGCCCUCCAGAGCUGGAAUUCAACGUUGCCAAGUCCAUGCACCUGGUACCACGUUACUUGCAAUUCCGAAAACAGCGUUAUAAGGGUGGACCUCGGCGAUAAUAACCUGUCAGGAAUUCUUGUCCCUGAGCUGGGAAUCUUGGCCAACCUUGAGUACUUGGAGGUAUAUGGCAAUAACCUCUUUGGAACUAUUCCAGAGGAAAUUGGUAACUUGAAAAAACUCGUCAGCUUGGAUCUUUACCAGAAUAAUCUCACAGGGACAAUUCCGACAUCUUUGGGACAGCUUAGUUCCUUGAGGUUUAUGAGGUUCUACAGCAAUCGUCUGACCGGAUCUAUUCCUCCUAGUCUUGGCAAUUUGACAUCUUUACAGAUCCUGGAAUUAAACAGUAACUUGCUUACUGGCACUGUACCAGUAGAGGUCAUUAAUCUCGUUCAGUCUGGCUCGUAUCUGUGAGUUCACCUGGUCCUUGACUACAUUUUAAAGUCUUAAAAUUGUGCUUGUUUCCUCAUUGAUCUAACGAUUAAAGAUUACAUGAUUUAUCAUUUAUCAGCAGUAAUGUAUCGGACAAUAUGUUGCAGGGGACUGCAGACCGUUCCAAUUCAACAAGUAAUCGAGCAAACUACUGUUGCGAGUUGUUAUUAUUUAGGAUUAAUUUGUUUGUUGCGCUAAUAUAUAUUAGCCUGUUUUAGUCUUACUGUAAUUAGGUUCCCAGUAAUUACUUGUAAAGCACUCAUGUAAACCUUAUAUAUAC